GGCGAAGGGAAACGGGUCCGAGCUAGGGUUUCCAAAUCCCGCCAUUUCUGGAUGAAUGCAUGUGUUCUUGGUGAAUUGAGAGCUUUUUAAGCUGUAGGAAGCUAUGUGAUUUAGUUUCACCAAAGUGAGAUGGGAGACGACAUUUGUUCUCCGGUUAUUAAGUCAAUCGAUAGGGCUGUGAUUCAUAGGAUUUGCUCUGGGCAAGUAAUUUUGGACCUUCCAUCUGCUGUCAAAGAGCUGGUGGAAAAUAGCCUUGAUGCUGGGGCAACCAAUAUCGAGAUAAGUUUGAAAGAACAUGGUGAAGAAUCUUUCAAGGUUAUAGACAAUGGUUGUGGCAUCUCCCCUGAAAACUUUCAGGCCCUUGCUCUUAAACACCAUACAUCUAAGAUAGCUGAUUUUUCUGAUCUUCAGUCCGUUACAACUUUUGGCUUCAGGGGAGAGGCAUUGAGUUCUCUUUGUGCAUUGUGUAAUUUGACUGUUGAAACAAGAACUAAAAAUGAACCGGUUGGCACACAUUUAACCUUUGACCAUUCAGGUUUAGUGAGAGCAGAGACGAAAACAGCACGCCAAGUUGGCACCACUGUCACUGUCGAAAAAUUGUUCUCCACAUUGCCUGUGAGGAGUAAGGAAUUUAAGCGCAACAUUAGACGGGAAUAUGGAAAGCUUAUAUCCUUAUUAAACGCAUAUGCUCUCAUUGCUAAAGGUGUUCGACUACUUUGCGCCAACACAACUGGAAAAAAUAUGAAAUCAGUGGUGUUGAAAACUCAAGGAACUGGUUCAUUGAAAGAUAAUAUCAUAACUAUCUUUGGUUUGAAUACCUUCCGGUGCUUGGAGCCUCUGACUUUAGGCUUAUCAGAAGGGUUGAAAGUUGAAGGAUUUAUAUCCAAGCCUGGACAGGGCAGUGGCCGAACAUUGGGAGAUAGGCAGUUCUUUUAUGUGAAUGGGAGACCUGUGGAUAUGCCGAAGGUUGGCAAACUUAUAAAAAAAUUAUAUAAAUGCUCAAAUGGCAAACAAUAUCCAGUUGCCAUUAUUGACUUCAUAAUUCCGACCACAUCAUAUGAUGUUAAUGUGACUCCUGACAAAAGGAAGAUAUUUUUUGCCGAUGAGGGUUGCAUAAUGCUUCCUUUAAGGGAGGCCCUAGAGAAGAUGUACUCGCCACACCAGUGCACUUAUUCCAUCAACAAAAUUAAGGAGUCCGAGAAAGCAGCAGAGUGUUUCCGGUCAAAUGCUCCUCAAGAGGGUGGGGACCUCAGUAUGGUAUCAGAACCAUUUUCUCCUGAAGAUGACGAACAAAUAGAAGUAUCACCAGAUCAGGAUACUGAUGCAGAUGAGAUGUUCCAUGAGACAGUGCCAAUGCAACAUCCUGUCAAAUUUGUUAAUAAGGGAAGUGUCCCUGCUAAUGGAAAUCCCCCAAAAGAUUUCUCUCUUAACGCAUGUGGAAUUAAUAAACCUGAAAGUCUUUACGCUUACAAGCACAAGCGGCCAAGGAACUUCCUUGAACCAAAUGGUAAAACUGCUGAAAGAACUAUGAGAAACCUAAAAUCAUUGAAGAAAGAUUCUCCCUCAUAUUCAAACCUGGUUCAAUCUUCCCUUGCAAAGUUUACAGUUGUAAACAAUAAGAAGAACGAAAGUUGUUCCAGUGUUCUCUCGGAGAUGCCUUUGCUGAGAAAUGCCAAUUCUAAUCCAGUACGAGAAACCCAUUUAGAUGUGUGCAACACAGUCUCAAGAUCCUUUUUAGAAAAUGUUCCAAGGAUUGAUUCACCAGAAGCCAGUAUUGAGAAAUUGUCAGAUGAUCCCAAGCCAUUUGAUAACUCGGACAGAAUGGAGACUAGUCUAUCUGUUCAAUCUGAUAUUCAUGAUGAAAUGGUCACUGAGGAAAAAUCAGAAAAGCAAGAAGAACAAAUACCUGUAACUGAUUCAACAUCAGAAGCCUUCGCUUCCAAGAAUAUAUCCACCACUGAUGUGACUUUUGAUAGUCCAAGACGUCGUUCGGAUCCCAUAGUAUUGUCAUCCUUCCAAUUCAGUAUGAGUGAUCUUCGAUCAAGGAGGCAUCAAAUAAAUUCAAGAUCAUAUUUACGAACAUUUAAUGACGAACAGAAAAAGCAUGGGAGGUGUUAUGCUGCUGCAACACUAGAGAAUUCUCAACCAGAAACUGAUGAGGGAAAAACACAUUCAUUGGCUGAAGCUACUAGGGAGUUGGAGAAGUUAUUCAGAAAAGAGGAUUUUGGAAGAAUGCAGGUUGUUGGGCAGUUCAAUCUUGGUUUUAUCAUAGGAAAGUUAGAUCAAGAAUUAUUUAUUGUUGAUCAGCAUGCUGCAGAUGAAAAACACAAUUUUGAGCUGCUUUCUCGGACAACUGUCUUGAAGCAACAACCCCUAAUUCAGCCAAUUCGCUUGGAAUUAUCACCGGAAGAAGAAAUAGUUGCUUCCAUGAAUAUGGAAACAAUCAGGAAAAACGGUUUCAUUUUAACUGAGGAUACAAAUGCUCCACCUGGCCGUCGUUUCCUUUUGAAAGCUGUACCUUUCAGUGGAAAUAUAACCUUUGGAGCCGAAGAUGUUAAGGAGCUUAUUUCUAACCUCGCUGAUAGUAAAGAAGAAUGCUCGAUAAUCAGCAGUUACAAAUUAGACACUUGUGAUUCUAUCUGUCCAUCUAGAGUCCGGGCAAUGUUGGCUUCACGUGCUUGUCGAACAUCUGUUAUGAUCGGUGAUUCUCUAACAAAGAGCGAAAUGCAGAAGAUAGUUAAUAACUUGUCGAAGCUCAAGUCGCCUUGGAAUUGCCCACACGGCAGGCCGACAAUGCGUCACUUGGUAGACUUGAUAUCAAUCGGCAAUCAAAGGGAAGAGAUAUCAUAAACAAAGAUCACUCGGCAGUAAAAAUCACCGCCAAUCUUGUAUGUUUUCAUCCUUUAUUUCUGCAUGUAAAUUGUCUGAUAAAUUCUGUUCAAAGUUUUGAAAACUUGAAAUUUUCGAUCUCGGAAACUAAAUAAGAAGCUUGAUUAUAACAAA
Dioscorea cayenensis subsp. rotundata (Guinea yam) is the source of this 3003-nucleotide messenger RNA. RefSeq names its product DNA mismatch repair protein PMS1. The record is from RefSeq and is a predicted model, not a curated record. Gene Ontology annotation, biological process: mismatch repair. Gene Ontology annotation, cellular component: MutLalpha complex. NCBI's taxonomy places the organism in Eukaryota, Viridiplantae, Streptophyta, Magnoliopsida, Dioscoreales, Dioscoreaceae. Gene Ontology annotation, molecular function: ATP-dependent DNA damage sensor activity; ATP hydrolysis activity; mismatched DNA binding.